GACCUGAAUCUUCCUGACUCAGAGCUGAAAGUAAGAAGCUGAUAUUUAUCUAUCAGAAACCUGCAGUCAUGAGGAUCCUGACUCUGCCUUUGGUUCUCUGUGGUUUGAUGCUUCUGAGCAGCAUUAACGAGAUCAAUGGAUUGAAAACUGGAUGCCGUAAUGGCUGGAAUCUAAUAAAUGGACGCUGUUUCAAAUAUGUUCCAAGCCGUAUGACUUGGGCUAAAGCUGAGAGAAAUUGCAUUUCCAUGGGAGGAAACCUUGCAUCUGUGCACAGUUCUGAAGACUACUAUGACAUCCAGUCGCUCAUUAGGCGUGUCACACAUGAGUUGAAGGAAACAUGGAUCGGCGGCUCUGAUGCUGCUGAGGAAGGUAAUUGGUCUUGGACCGAUGGGACCCUGAUGACAUUUACAAACUGGUGUCCUGGAGAACCCAACAAUGCUGGUAGGCGCCAGCACUGCAUGCAAAUGAAUCACUCAGGAGAAAAGUGCUGGGACGAUUACGGAUGUUCGUUCCAUAAACCGUCUGUCUGCGUUUCUAAAAACGUGAUUUUGUUACUAAUCUCCAUCUUUUCCAAAAUGAAGACUGUGACUGUGCUGUUAUUCUUUGGUGCCUUCUUGGCUCUGAAUGAAGCUGCUGCUUUUCCAGAUACUGUAGAGCAACCUGAUCCCGUUCCAGACGUUGUUCCAGAAGCAGAAGAUGGAAACUGGGCAGAAGCAGAAGUCCCUGAACCUCAGGAGGAGGAAACUGCUCCAGAUGCUGACCUGAUGAUGAAUAGAAUAUCUUGUCCUGAUGGUUGGUCUGGACUCGGGAAUCGAUGCUUCCGGUAUUUUGGAACAUUCAGAACUUGGGCUAGAGCUGAGAGAGACUGCUUGUCCUUGGGAGCACAGCUGGCAUCAGUCCACAGUUUUUUAGAACACCAUCAGAUUCAGAACCUGAUAUCAGAAUCAGGUGGCGGCAAUCAAGAAACGUGGAUUGGAGCAUCUGACGCAGAAGAGAAUUCCAUUUGGUUCUGGAGUGAUGGAAGGAUUUUUCAAUUUACCAACUGGUGUAGUGGGCAGCCUAAUAACGCCGGGGGGAAACAGAGUUGUGUGGUUAUGAAUCAUUCAGGUACAUGA
This is a messenger RNA of Xiphophorus hellerii (green swordtail), 1115 nucleotides long. Its product is annotated as C-type mannose receptor 2-like. NCBI's taxonomy places the organism in Eukaryota, Metazoa, Chordata, Actinopteri, Cyprinodontiformes, Poeciliidae. The record is from RefSeq and is a predicted model, not a curated record. Bases 69 to 1115 code for a protein of 348 amino acids. The transcript has 12 exons.